Paramuricea clavata is the source of this 3277-nucleotide messenger RNA. The record is from the annotation of a GenBank genome assembly. Lineage: Eukaryota; Metazoa; Cnidaria; Anthozoa; Malacalcyonacea; Plexauridae.
AUGAAUUUCAUCAGAAAACUAUUUUCUUACAGAUACAACAAUAUAUUCUGUCGGACUGGCAUCACGGACCAAUUGCCGUAUGGUGAUGACUGGUACCACCUACCCGGAAAUUUUACAUUUGUUUCAUGCGGGGAUUAUGGCUGCUGGGCGAUAAAACCGGACAAUUCGAUCGCUUUUCGUACUGGAGUGACUAUUACUUACCCUCAAGGAACAAACUGGCUUGAUGUUGAUGGCAAGCAUUUCGUGCAACUCGAGGCUGGCUACCAAGGUAUGGUGUAUGCUGUGACGUCGGACAAUGUGCUAUAUUAUAGAAGUGGUGUAUGUGCCCUAAACCCGACUGGCUCCCAAUGGAGACGAGUCAAAAAUCUACGGGUUAAACAUGUAACCGUUGGUGACAACAGUCUGUUUGUGAUCGCUAAAAAUGGAACGAUAUUCACCUCUACCUAAGAAAAGCCAUGUUAGAGAAGGCAAUUUUUGCCGCAACUUGCGAAAUGCCCAAAAUCUUGAUAUUUUCCCACGUACAGUACAAGAACUUGUGGUCGAUUCAUGCAGCUAGACUCUGUAGCAUUGUAGGUGUACUUCAGGGGACUAAAUUAGAACCUGUCCUGUUUCUGUUAAUGAUCAAUGACUUGGAACUGAGAUCUGCUAAAUAAAUAUAUAAGUCAGUGGAAAUAUGUUGAUGACGGUACAAUUUCUGAGUCACGUUCUAUAAACCAGCUUUCAACACUUCAAUCCGAACUGGAUGUAAUCCAUCCUUGGGCAACGCAAAAUCACUGAUAUGGAACUUAAUGGCCGAAAGAAGUGUAAGCAAAUGAUAAUCAGCUUUCUCCAAAAUCAACCUGAUGUUCCUCGAUUGUGUAUCAAUGAGCUACCACUUGAUCUGGUCGAUUUGUUUAAUUUAAAGCUCUGGGCCUAACAUUGAACAAGAAACUGAAAUGGGAAGAGAAUGUGGAAAUUAAACCAAGUUCAAAUACAAGCACUGUACAGCCAUGUUAAUACCGAUAUUAAUAAUAAUAUUUAAUUUAUACUGUCACAGUUAACGGCCACAUCAGCAUUAUUUGCUGCUUUAAUCUAUCGUGAUUAAACAAUUAAAUGAUUUAAACAUACGAGGCUCUGCCUAACAGCACGGAGCUAGUUAAAUGCGAUUGGCUGAUUAGACUGAUGUUAAAUUAAAUAAUAUUCGUUUGUGUUUGAUUGGCUAGUUGACAAUAGUCAUCAAUUAAUUAAGCACCUUUUCAACUAAAUCUAAGUAAAUAUAAUAAGUAAAUAUAAAUUAUUAAAUUCGUCCUUUAUUACAAUAGAGCCAUAGUUACAUAGCGCUAUGCAGUCGAGUCCUCUGUGUAUAAGAAAAAAAUCAUCAAUUGUAACUUAAAAUGCUUCUCAGGCAGAUAAAAGCAAACAUUUCACCGAUUUUUGGAUUGUAUAUUUUGUUUUUGUUUAACGGAGAGAUCAUUACAACAGCACAAGCAGGUAAAUUUAUAAUAUACAAUGAACUCUAUAAUGCAAAAUAAAAUAUUAAAUAAGAUGCGAUGCAUGUACUACCCUUCGGGAGAACUGCUUACAGUCGUAUAUUGAAGACUGUCUUUCACUCAUGUCGCGAAAUUCAUCUGUCGUUUUGCAGUAUAUACGUAUAAAGCAAUGUACACUAUAAAGAUUUAUUGUCCGUUUUAUGCGCAUUUAUUAACCUACAUUUAUUACAAUUACAAAAUUAAGAAAGACGGUUACAGACAAAGAAACUUUCCAUGACAAAUUUUCGUAUGACAUGUUAUUUCUUUGUCAACUUUUUUUACGACAAGUGAAUGCGACAAUAAAGGAAAUUUUCAAAAUUUUUAUUAAAUUAUAGUGUUUUCUGCAGGGCAGCUGUGUUAGAUUACAGUGAACUAUAAAUAUUUAAUGAAACAUGAUGGCCAUUAUGAUAGUCAUGCUAUUCUAACCAGGACCUUGUACUGUUGUUAUACACACGUAAAAAAGGGCAAGUUGUCACAGAUCUGCAAACAAGUUGAAACAAAGUUGUUGUCAAGCUGAAAUCAAGAUGUGUUCGCUCUGCUUGAACCGUUCAUGUGUUCGCAACAGACUUGCUACAGGUUGUUUCCAACAGUCUGUUGUAUGUUCGUAACAACUGAGUCGCUAGACAAGCUUGUUGUCAUCAACUUGUCAGCAAUUUGUAUCAGACUGGUUGGAACAACUUGUUGCGAGUCUGCUGGCCUCAUUAACCUUGUUACAAGAAGAUAGCAACCUGUUCCAGACUUGCCAACAACUGAGAACAAGCAGUGCGAACACAUCUUGUUGACAGGCUGUGAGAUAUUUUUCACGUGUAACACAUACUGGGGCGCGGAGCCUUGUCCCCCCUAUCAGGCCCCUAUAUACCAUGUUGCUCCCCUCGUACAUGCAGUGAAGCCCCCAUUUGUAUAAAAUGUAAGCAAAAAAGGAAGAAUAACUUAUAAUUAAGAAGAGUGUUUAAAAUAUUCUCAUAAGGUAAAAUCUUUGUUUUGCAUGCGGACGAAAUAUAGCAUUUAAGGUUGUCCUCGAAAAAUGCAGUAAAUCACAUCCCUGGCCUUUACUUUUUGUUUUUUAGAUGAUGGCAUGUGCAAUGUUGUUCGUGUCAUUGAAUUCGAAGGUACAAUGCAGUUAAGAGAUUUUAUAGCUAUCGUUAACUGUUUUGUGUUGCAGCAACUGUCCAGUCACGCGGCGUAUACGUGAUAAAAACCGACAGAGAUUUUAUAACAAACGAUGAUGUGAACGUAACAGAACGGUGAACAUGCAUAUUCGGCCAUCUCAAAUAAUGGUAAUGUUGGGAUAGCAGCAUUGCAGACCGCAGAGGAGAGUGGGCAGUAAGGCUCCCUCAUGCACCAAUGAGGCUAAACAUUUCAAGGAUAUGUGUUUAAUUAUUGCCUUAGUUUUACGUGCAACAUAAAUAAUUCAAUAACUAUGAAUGAUAUUCUCAGUAAAAGAAAAAAAUAUGAUAUGCCGAAACUAAUUCAUUAAAUUAUUAUUAUAACUUUAUAAUUUAGGCACACGACUUAAAAGCGGCGAGAUUGAGACGUAUUGUAACAUGGGCAAGGUGAAAUGCUUCUUUCGAUGUUUAAAUACUAAUGGAUGUCAAUCUUUCGCCGUCGGACUGAACACAAAUUGCACCGGAACAUUUUGUCUUCUCUAUUCAUUAUCAGAGAUAAAUAUGUUGAGUUACUUUUUGAAAGACAGUAACUCAACAUAUUAUUUCAUGGUAGGAUAUUUUGAUAAAAUUAUUUAUGGUACCAUAAAUAAAUUUAGUAAGUAG